ACUACCAACAUGUCUUUAAUGCUGUCUCCUCAGAAUGAGAGGUCCAGUAACAAAAUUGAACCUGCAACAAAGGAAGAGAGUGAUACAAACAACAUAAUCCAGUCAGAUGGUGAUCAAUCCAGCUCUGGGUUUUGUGGAUACCUCCUUACUUUUUUCUCAAUUCUUCUUGUCAUUUUUACAUUUCCUUUCUCAGUGUGGGGUUGUAUUAAGGUCGUCCAGGAAUAUGAGAGAGCAGUUAUUUUCCGUUUGGGAAGACUCCGCGGCGGUGCUAAAGGACCUGGGUUGUUCUGGAUUAUUCCAUGUGUGGACACAUUUCGGAAGGUAGAUAUGCGGACAGUGUCUUUCGACAUCCCUCCUCAAGAGGUGCUGACCAAAGACUCUGUGACUAUCAUGGUGGAUGGCGUGGUCUACUACCGAGUCUUCAACCCCACUGUCUCUAUUACCAAAGUAGAGAAUGCUAAUCAUGCCACACAGAUGCUGGCACAGACCACUUUAAGGAACAUGCUGGGUACCAAGAGCCUGGCAGACAUCUUAAAAGACCGUGAGGAGAUGUCAGAACAGAUGGAGGCAGUGCUGUAUGCCGCAUCCAAGAACUGGGGUAUCAGAGUGGAACGGGUAAAUCUUAAAGAUGUCAAACUGCCCACCGCUUUGCAGAGAGCAAUGGCAGCUGAAGCAGAGGCCUACAGAGAUGCCCGGGCCAAGGUUAUAGCUGCAGAGGGAGAGGUGAAUGCCUCGCGUGCUCUGAAAGAGGCGGCAGAUGUGAUGUCACAGUCACCAUCAGCUCUUCAGCUGCGUUAUAUGCAAACACUGACGGAGAUAGCAUCAGAAAGGAAUUCUACCGUGAUCUUCCCUGUUCCUAUUGACCUUAUUUCUCAUUUCAUGCAUAGGUGA
This is a messenger RNA of Xyrauchen texanus (razorback sucker), 891 nucleotides long. RefSeq lists its product as uncharacterized. Bases 10 to 891 code for a protein of 293 amino acids. The transcript has 7 exons. Gene Ontology annotation, cellular component: plasma membrane. The record is from RefSeq and is a predicted model, not a curated record. NCBI's taxonomy places the organism in Eukaryota, Metazoa, Chordata, Actinopteri, Cypriniformes, Catostomidae.